Molecule: messenger RNA, 4944 nt
Organism: Austrofundulus limnaeus
Lineage: Eukaryota; Metazoa; Chordata; Actinopteri; Cyprinodontiformes; Rivulidae
Gene: col15a1b
Product: collagen, type XV, alpha 1b
Cellular component (GO): extracellular matrix
Source: RefSeq, a predicted model, not a curated record
CAAGAAGAGAAAAGACAAGAAACAAGGRAGAGGGAUUAAAAGGCCAAGUUGUUACGCCUGAUUUACUUUAACCCCGCUACAUGUCCUGGACUUMUUUCACACUCUGAAGGACUCUUCAUGUGCCAGUAACCUGCUGCAGAUGGAAACCAGGACCUGCUUGGCUUCGUUCUUUGCACAGGCUUAGUGUUUUACAGAGACGGAUUGAAGAAGAUUGUCACUGUCCAGCAUAGAAAAGAGGAUGGGAGUCAUUCACCUCGGUCUUGUGGUCUUUUUUCUCCUCUCCUCUCCUGUGCAUGCUCAGUGGUGGACUUUGUUCUUUGCAAACCCUAAAACCACCACCGUUCCACCUGCUGUCACCUCUCCAACCAUCACCUCUCCAGAGCCCUCUGCCACUCAGGAGACGGCGGCAUCAGAGACUGAGGACAAAGUGUCAGUGAAAUUCAUGGAGGGCACUCAGUUGAAGGAGACUGUUCUGACCCUUACUGCAUACGGCUCAGGGGUGUUAGUGUCUGCCCACAGCACUGUGGAACCUGGGACACCACCUCCAGGGGAGAACUCAGGUGGAGGCAACCAAAGCAAGUCAAAGUACAAACCACUGAAACAGUGCGUCCAGCCAGCCAAAGAGGAGGCGUGCUCUUUGCUGUCACAGAUGCCCAACAGAAGGUGGUGGAGCUGGGUUUGGCGCUCACUCCAGUUCGUGGGGGCGUCCAGAGCAUCUUGCUGUACUACACUGAAAAGGAGCAGGCCUCCCACAGCCUCAAAGCUGCUGCUUUUAGUGUCCCAGACAUGACCGAGCAGUGGACACGGUUCACGUUAGUGGUGGAGGACAGUGAGGUGCGUCUCUACAUGGACUGUGGAGAGGCUGAGAAGACCACCUUCCAUCGGCGGCCAGAGAAACUCUCCUUCUCACACAACUCUGCCAUAUUUAUAGCAAAYGCAGGAAGCACAGGGCUUGAGAAUUUUGUGGGUUCUAUUCAGCAGCUGAUCAUAAAGGAUGAUCCUAGAGCAGCUGAGGAGCAAUGUGAAGAAGACGAUCCCUAUGCCUCGGGAUAUGCGAGUGGAGAUGAUGUUCUGGAUGAUAGAGAGACAGAAGAAGUGUCAAUGAAGAGGGGCGAGGAGAGAAAGUUGAUGGGAGAGGACAGCAUUCCUGUCAGAGCUCCACCCACUGAGGCUCCAGAGGCGGAGCUUGAAUAUUCAGGUCACAUGACUCCAACGACAGCCAAUGAAAAACAUCUUUUAACAGAUUCACAGCCGAUAGAGGAGGCAGGAGAGCCACCAGGCCACGGUCGUGUCAAGCCUGGGUUAAAAGGGGAGCGUGGUGAUCCUGGACCACCUGGUCCACCUGGUCCUCCAGGGCCUAGCUAUGUACUUAAAGAGAAGCUCGGACAACCCGGGCCACAAGGACCAACGGGAACACCUGGACAACCUGGAAGAGAUGGACAGAAGGGAAGCAAGGGUGACAAGGGUGAUCUAGGUCAGAAAGGACAUCAGGGAUUUCCAGGUUUGAAUGGAGAAGUCGGAGCCAAAGGACAGAAGGGAGACCUGGGAGUUGGUUUACCAGGUCCCCCUGGCCUUCCAGGACCCCCUGGACCGCCACGAUCCCGCAGUGUUCCUUAUGGACCAGACGCCCUGGGUUCUGGGUUUGAUGAUCUGGACAGUGAUACUGAACCUGUUAGGGGCCCUCCUGGUCCACCGGGGCCUCCAGGGCCUCCCGGGCCCCCUGGACACCUGUCUUCAGAGCUGAGGCCAGAUUAUGCUGGACCACAUGGUACACCUGGCAGAGACGGACCUCUAGGCAAACAAGGGAUACCUGGUGCUUCAGGASCUGAUGGUACUUCAGGUCCACCUGGACCUGUUGGAGAGAAGGGUGAACGAGGGCUACCUGGGCCAUCUGGACCCAAGGGUGAACGUGGAUCUGUGGGUGCUCCAGGAUCUCCCGGGCUCCAAGGGCCUAUUGGUCCCCAAGGAAAGAGGGGCCAAGCAGGUCCACCAGGGCCUCCUGGCCCACCUGGACCACCUGGAACUAAAUUCUUUGUGGAGGACAUGGAGGGAUCUGGAAAGAAUGACAUGCUGAUUGAAGCUGGUGUCCAAGGACCUCAGGGUUCCCCUGGGCUACCUGGACCACCGGGUGAGGAUGGAACUCCAGGACCUCCAGGGCUCCCUGUCAAGGGUGAACCAGGAGCACCAGGACCAGAAGGUCUUCCAGGCCCUGCUGGACUACCAGGUGUCCGUGGACCCAAGGGGGAGAAGGGCAGUCCAGGACCAAAGGGGGAUCGAGGCACUGAUGGACUAAAUAUUACAGGACCACCUGGGCCUCCUGGACCGCCUGGACCUUCUGUAAAUUUACAGGAUCUGCUCCUGAAUGUGACUGAAGGUUUCUUCAACCUCACCGAGAUCAGAGGACCCCCGGGGCCUAUAGGCCCUGAAGGUUUACCUGGCAAAGCUGGAUUUCCUGGACCUAGAGGGCCAAAGGGAGACAGAGGACCAUCAGGUGCUCUGGGGCCAGCAGGGUCCAAGGGACAAAAAGGAGAACCAGGGGUGACCAUUGCUGCUGAUGGAUCUAUUUUGUCUGCACCAAGAGGCCCUCAGGGGACUAAAGGCAAAAAAGGAGACCGGGGCUUCCCAGGACCUUCUGGACCUAUGGGACCAAUUGGACCUCCUGGUCAAAAGGGAGAGUACGGCUUCCCUGGGCGUCCAGGGCGACCUGGUAUAACAGGGAGAAAAGGUGACAGAGGAGAGUCUGUUGGCCUGCCGGGCCCUCCGGGACCUCCUGGUCCACCUGGACCUCCAGGAAGAAUUCAUGGACUUAGUGGAACGGUGUUCCCGGUGCGCCCCCGACCGCACUGCAAAAAGGGACGAGAGGCACUGAGUCAAGCAGAUACUGGAUUAAAAGGUGACAAAGGAGAUGAAGGAAUGCCUGGUGAGAAAGGAACAACUGCCCCCAGGUUACCUGAUGGGAUUAUGUUGGUGGAUCUAAAGGGGGCUAAAGGUGACGUGGGAUUCAAAGGUGAGAAAGGAGAAAAGGGAGACUCUGGUCCACCUGGUCCUCAAGGACUUCCAGGAAGGUCAGGACUUGUGGGUCCAAAAGGAGAGUCAGUUGUUGGUCCACCAGGUCCAGUAGGUUCUCCUGGUCAAAAUGGAGCUCCUGGGUUUGGACGACCUGGACCUCGAGGACCCCCUGGCCCUGCCGGGCCCCCAGGACCAUCAUCUGCAUAUGGAUCAGGUGUCAGUAUCCCAGGUCCUCCUGGUCCUCCUGGUCCACCAGGAUCUCCAGGUCAUGCCAACACGGUGUUGAUCUAUGAGACAGUCCAAGCUCUGAUCCAGGAGACUCACCGAGCUGCUGAGGGAACACUGGCUUACGUGUUUGAGAGAGGAGGAGAGCUGUACAUCAGAGCACGCAACGGCUGGCACAAGAUCCCGCUUGGUGAGUUGAUUCAUUACGGACCAACCUUUUCAGAAGCAUCCCAGGCCCUCAGCAAACCUGAAAACUUGAAUGAACCACAAAAGGUUCACAGCCAGGAGCUGCAGGAUAGCAGUAGAGGAUAUCAGCCCAGCUACAAUGUUCUGCCUCAGACCAUCAGCGCUGUACCUGGUCUCCGUAUGAUAGCUCUAAAUGCUCCUCUCAAAGGGGACAUGCGUGGCAUUCGUGGGGCCGACUUCCAGUGCUACCAGCAGGCGCRCUCAGUGGGGCUUACCUCCACCUACAGGGCCUUCCUGUCCUCACACCUCCAGGAUUUGGCUACAAUUGUGAAGAAGGCAGACCGCACUGACAAACCUGUGGUUAAUCUGAGGGGUGAAGUGUUGUUUAGCAGUUGGGCAUCCAUUUUCUCUGGGAAUGGAGGCAUGUUUGAUCCGUCUGUGGCCAUCUACACCUUUGAUGGACGCAACGUGAUGACUGACUCAGCAUGGCCAGAGAAGCUGAUCUGGCACGGCUCCAGCACGGUGGGCAUCCGGCUGACCUCCAACUACUGCGAGGCGUGGAGGACGGCCGACAUGGCGGUGACGGGUCAGGCCUCUCUGCUGCAGACGGGCCGGCUGCUGGGACAACACGCCCGCUCCUGCUCCAACCAUUACGUGGUGCUGUGUGUAGAGAACACGUACGUGGGCAACACACACCAGAGGAGGACCUGAGGGGACCCCAGCGACACACGCAAACACACAAAUUAACACACAUGCAGGCAUGUUGAAAGUGAAGAACAGAUACACGAGGAACAGGUGUAGGCACAUAAAAACGCAAAAGAACAACAUGCACACACUUUUUAAAAAUGAUUUGUCCUUUAUUGUUUAGUUCCCACCAGAAUGCAGGUGCAAGACGGCAGCUCCUACUCUUGCCACACUUKGUCCACAUCACACAGUAUUUUAACACCACGUGUUUCUGCACUGCACGCUGUUCCUGAGGCUUUUACAGGCAGCAAGUUUCUCCWACUUGGAUUUUAGUUGCUCAGUAAUAGUUUGGCGCCCCCUGCAGGAAGCCACCAGCUUUAUUUACUUCACUUAAAAAAAAAUGCAAAGUUGUAGCUCGUCUUCAUUUGGUCCUUUUUUGUGCCAUUUGUCUCAGUAGCUUCACCACUAACACGUCUGCUUUGCAGCACUAGAUUUAGACCUGAAAUAAUUUAUACUGUAGUGAGRGAACACACAAAUUAACAUUCAAGAUGGUUCUGUAUGUAUUUGGAAUGUGUACAUAUAUGUUUGUUUUUGACCCGUUUAUUUUUGUAGCGACAGAUUUUUAUGAAGCACACUGAAUGAGGAUUGUUUUAAUCACAUUUUGGUUCAAAUGUUCUGAGUGGUAGUUUUGAUUUAUGCUUUUUUAUUAUCUUUUCUUCUCCUGUUUGCUUCUAAUUUUUAAUGUUCAAACAAAACUUGACUUUCUUAUGAACAAGAAAAGGAUGUACUGACUUACUGGUGCUCACGAAUAAAAUGUCUUUUUGUGUGUGUUUUUUUAAA